Messenger RNA from Arabis nemorensis, 2172 nucleotides. Lineage: Eukaryota; Viridiplantae; Streptophyta; Magnoliopsida; Brassicales; Brassicaceae. The record is from the annotation of a GenBank genome assembly.
AUGGAAGGUGCUGCAGUGGCGGAAGGUCUGUGGGGACUAGCAGAUCACCACGAGAAGCUUGGUGAGAUUGGGAAAUCCAUCAAAUGUUUGGAAGCCAUCUGCCAGAGCCAAAUCUCUUUCCUUCCUCUUGUUGAAGUCAAGUCUCGUGUCCGCGUCUCUGCUCUUCUUCUCCGUUACUCUCACAAUGUCAACCAUGCCAAGUCCCAUCUCGAGCGUUCUCUUCUUCUCCUCAAGUCUAUUCCUUCCUCCUUUGAUCUCAAAUUCCGGACUUAUAGCUUGCUCAGCCACUGUUAUCACCUCCUUGCCGCAUUCCAUCCUCAACGCAACCUCCUCCUCAAGGCUCUCGAGCUCUCUUCUUCUGUCUCUCAGGAUGUCUCUGCCCACCUUUGGUCUUGCAAUUUCAACUCUCAGCUCGCUAACGCCUUCAUUAUCCAAGCCGAUUUCCCUUCUUCUCUCUCCGCUCUCGAGUCUGGUUUUCUCUCUGCUUCACACAUUUGUUUUCCUGAGCUCCAGAUGUUCUUCACAGCUUCUAUGCUCCAUGUUCAUAUCAUGCAAUGGACCGAUGAUUAUUCAGUGGAAAAGGCUGUUCAGCGAUGCGAUGAAAUCUGGCAAACCAUUUCUUCAGACAAAACUGAACGCUGCCCUGGUUUGUUCUUCUACAAUGAGAUGUUGCAUGUUUUCUAUCGACUCAGGCUCUGUGAUUAUAAGAACGCUCAGCAUCAUGUCGAUCGCUUAGACCAGGCAAUGAAUGCUCAUUCGCAUAAAAUGGAGGAGACUCAGCAGCUUCUGGAUGAGCUCGCUUCGUUAAAUCACAGUCUCUCCCGUUAUGAUCUUCCCUCCAGAGAAAGAUCAGCCCUCUCUUCCAGACAAUCUCAGCUCCAAGAUCGUGUAAACGCUUUGUCUCCAUCUUCUACUGCUGGUAACUCUCUGGAGCCCACAUACUUUGGCAACGCAGAUCGUGCAUGGACGGAGAUGCUACUGCUUUCACCAUCUCCAAUCGAUGGACAGUGGCUACCAAAAAAUGCCAUCUAUGCCUUGGUCCAUCUUAUGGUUGUCAUAUCGGGACGUCCUAAGGGACUCUUUAAAGAGUGUUCAAAACGUAUCGAGUCUGGAUUGCAGAUCAUUCAAGAUGAACUGAUCAAGCUUGGAAUUACUGACGAAGUUAGAGAAACUGAUUUGCGGCACACAGCUAUCUGGAUGUCUGGGGUUUAUCUUAUGCUCCAGAUGCAGUUCCUUGAGAAUAGAGUGGCUUUGGAACUUACAAGGUCUGAUUAUGUUGAAGCCGAAGAGGCUCUGGUUGAGAUGAAAAAUUGGUUUACUCGAUUUCCAACAAUUUUGCAAGCUUCUGAGUGUGUGAUUGAGAUGCUCAGGGGCCAAUAUUCGCAUUGUGUCGGUUGCUACAAUGAAGCUGCUUUCCAUUGUAUCGAAGCGACCAAGCUGACAGAGAGUAAAUCUAUGCAAGCCACGUGUCAAGCCUUUGCAGCUGUUUCUUACCUUGCUAUUGGAGACGCUGAAUCAUCAUCUAAGGCACUUGAUUUAAUUGGACCACUCUAUGGAAUGACGAAUACACUAUCUGGUGUUAGAGAGGAAGCUAGUAUUCUCUUUGCUUACGGUCUCCUUUUGAUGAAGCAACAAGAUCUACAGGAAGCAAGAAACCGUCUCGCCAAGGGUUUGCAGAUUGCACAUAGUCAUAUGGGUAACCUGCAGCUAGUUUCACAGUAUUUGACACUUCUGGGAAAUCUGGCUCUUUCCUUACACGACACGGUACAAGCGAGAGAGAUCCUGCGUUCCUCUCUUACACUUGCAAAGAAACUCUCUGAUAUCCCAACUCAGUUAUGGGUUCUAUCCAUCUUCACAGCUCUGUAUCAGCAGUUGGGUGACAAAGGGAGCGAGAUGGAGAACGAAGAACACAGGAGGAAGAAAUGGGAUGAGUUGCAGAGUAGACUAGCAGAAGCGCGUGGAUCUAUCAGUCACAUUGAACUAGUCGAGAAAGCUAGGAUAGAGACGCAUCAGGUGAAUGCAGAAGAACAGUCGGUAGUAGUAGCGUCUGGGCAAGCGAGUCUAGACAUCCCAGAGUCAGUUGGCGUAGAAGGUCCAUCAGCGGCUCUGUCCUCGUCGAUGCUUGUUGGUUUAGACAGUGGGAAAAGAUGGGGAAAGCGAAGGUUGUUAUAA